AUGAAUACAGAUUUAUUCGGUAAUACUUUUUUAAGAUUGUAUGAUACAACAGUGAACCAGUUUUUGAAUAAUAGACUUGUGCAAGCAAUGCAAUUUGGACAACCGCUAGUUUUGGAUUGUUCAUACACUGAGCACAUGACACAUCGAGUGAAUACAGCGAAACAGCUUAUGUUGUUAUUUGCUGCAAAUAGAGCACACGUUUCUUUUGAUUUACACUAUUGUAAUGUUAAUAGGCAAGACCCGACCAUAAAACACUCAAAAAAUUUAUACUGAGAAAAAAAAUUAAGAACAAUGGAUGAGCCUUGGUUCCCAUUAAAUAUUCAUGAAGAUAGUUACUUAAACCAUUUUCCUAAGGAAAGAUUAGUUUAUUUGACACCACAUUGCCGAAAUAAUUUAGAAGAGUUCAAUCACGAUGAUGUUUAUAUCAUUGGAGCUAUGGUAGAUAAGACGAAUACUGAACCCCUCUCAUUAGCAAAAGCUAAACAGCAAGGCCUAAGGAUGGCCCGUUUUCCAUUAGAUAAAUAUUUAGCUUGGAGUAAGAGUUCAAAAAGUUUAACAUUAAACCAAGUAUGUUCAAUAUUAUUAGAUGUCAGAAGUACUAGUGAUUGGGCACAAUCUUUAAAACAUGUUCCAACUAGAAAGAUUAUGUCAGAUGAAGAGUUAUCACAAUACAAAGGAAAGAGAAGAUUUGAGCGUAAAUCUCCAUUCUUAAUAGACCAAAAAUCACAAAAUGGAUUUGAAUCAUUUAGUGAAGGUUUCAAAAACUUAGAUAAUUACGAGAAUUUUACUAAUGAUUUAGAAAUGAAAAAAUAUAAAAAAAUCAAUAAUAGAGACUUUAGGAAUAAUAGCCAUAAUUACAACAAAGAUAUAGUAUCACAGAGA
Molecule: messenger RNA, 882 nt
Organism: Ctenocephalides felis (cat flea)
Lineage: Eukaryota; Metazoa; Arthropoda; Insecta; Siphonaptera; Pulicidae
Product: mitochondrial ribonuclease P protein 1 homolog
Biological process (GO): positive regulation of mitochondrial translation; mitochondrial tRNA 5'-end processing
Cellular component (GO): nucleoplasm; nucleus; mitochondrion
Molecular function (GO): tRNA binding
Source: RefSeq, a predicted model, not a curated record